AUGCCUACAAGAGAACAAGUUCACAACUUCGCCGCUGGCCCUUCUCCUUUACCCACUACAGUGCUGGAGGAAGCUGCUUUGGGUUUAUUGAAUUAUGAAGAGACCGGAAUGGGUAUUUGUGAAUUGUCGCACAGAGGAAAAGAAUUCAAAGCUGUCAUCGAAGGUGCUGAGGCCGAUCUUCGAGCACUUCUGUCAAUCCCAGAAAACUAUACGAUCCUGUUCACUCAAGGAGGAGGUACAGGACAGUUCUCCGCUGUGUUAUUGAAUUUACUUUCUGCUCAUCGAUUGGCGAAUCCUGUUCCAGCAGAAGAAUUCAAACCACCUGUAGUAGAUUACGUUGUCACUGGAUCUUGGUCAUCUAAAGCAUAUUCUGAAGCUCAAAGAUUAUCAUUACCACCUUUUCCAUCUUGUCCAUCAUUUUCUGAACCUAGAAUAGCAGCUUCAACCAAAUCGACUAAUUGGACACGAUUACCCUCAAAAGAAGAAUACAAUUUCAACAAAGAUGCUGCGUACAUCUAUUAUUGUGAAAACGAGACUAUAAAUGGAAUUGAGUUCCCACCUAAACCAGAAGAUGAUAGUGCAUUCCCAUUCGAUUUGGUCCCUGAAGGUGUUAACUUAGUAGCUGAUUAUUCAUCAAGUUUCAUCUCAAGACCAAUACCAAAUAUCGAAAAACAUGCUGUCAUUUAUGCUGGAGCUCAAAAGAAUCUAGGCCCUUCAGGUGUUACUGUUUUAAUUAUCAGAAAUGAUUUAUUGGUAGACACAACUCAAGCAUCAAAAUUAGGUUGUGUACCACCUGUACCAAUCACUUAUGAAUGGAAAAUAUUAGCUGAUAACGGUUCAUUGUAUAAUACACCACCAACUUUCCCAAUUUACGUCUCUGCACUGGUACUCAAGCAUCUUAUAUCUGAAAAAGGUGGUUUGCAAGGUUUGGAAAAGACAAAUAAAGCAAAAGCGGAAUUGCUUUAUCAAACGUUAGAUGAUGCUGAAUCAAAAGGAAAAGUGAAAUUAGUGGUUAGGGAGAAAAGCGCCAGGAGUUGGAUGAAUGUUACAUUCACUAUUGAGGGUGAAGGUCAAGAGAAGAAGUUCUUGGAAGGCGCAGAGAAGAGAGGUUUCAGGCAAUUAAAGGGACAUAGAAGUGUUGGAGGUAUUAGAGCAUCGAUUUAUAACGCUGUUACUCUGGAUUCAAUAAAUCUACUCUGUGAAUACAUCAAAGAGUUCUGCGGUAAAUAA
This is a messenger RNA of Kwoniella shivajii, 1230 nucleotides long. RefSeq names its product phosphoserine transaminase. Lineage: Eukaryota; Fungi; Basidiomycota; Tremellomycetes; Tremellales; Cryptococcaceae. Gene Ontology annotation, cellular component: cytoplasm. Bases 1 to 1230 code for a protein of 409 amino acids. The record is from RefSeq and is a predicted model, not a curated record. The transcript is spliced from 3 exons. Gene Ontology annotation, biological process: L-serine biosynthetic process. Gene Ontology annotation, molecular function: O-phospho-L-serine:2-oxoglutarate transaminase activity; pyridoxal phosphate binding.